AUGGGUCAGUCAGACCAUCAUGUAGAACAAGAACGCAUCCGCGAACUGUCAAGUAAAGAUGUGUCCGAUCUUCAAGAUCAGCCCGCAGCGCACGAGCACGACCACGAGCACAACCACGAGCACAACCACGAGCACAACCACGAGCACAACCACGAGCACAACCACGAUAGCCAGGAGGAGAUCGACCAAAUCGACACCCAACCCCCGCCCCUCCGCAUCUCCAAAGACACAACCCUAACAGCCUUAACCCAACUAGGCGUCCACCGCUUCUCCUGCAAACGGUCUUUCGUCUCAAUCAUCGACGGCAAAAGCCAGCAUCUCAUCGCAGAAGCGACAUCCACCUCUUCCCUAAAAGAUGUAUCUAAACAUGCCCCCAACGACGCAAUCUUCCUCGGCGUCCAAACUCUCGACCUACAAUGGGGAGUCUGCCCACACGCCAUAGCUCUCUUCACAGGACAAGACAAGUCUGCCAUCCAGGAUACCGAAAACAUCACCGCCAACGAAACUCGCAAUAUCAUCCGCGAUUUCACGCAAGAGGACUUUUACAAAGAUCGUUCUUACGUGGUGGGCUGGCCUUACUUUAGGUUCUAUGCCGAGGUCCCUCUUUACAGCCCGUCCGGUUAUGUGCUGGGUUCGUAUUGUGUUGUCGAUGACAAACCACGGCCUGGAAUGGACGCCUUUAGCGAUGAGGAUGUUGCGGCCCUGAGGGAGAUUGCCGAUGCUAUCGGCGCGCAUCUGGAGAAUAAGCGGAUUGUCGAGUAUCAUCGGAGAUCGGAGAAUUUGGUCAAGGGUUUGACCGGCUUCGUGAAGUGUCAUUCGAAGUUUGAUCCGACUGUUUCUUCGACUAUUGGGAUGUUGGAGGGGAAGAGUGGGAGUCGGGUUGAUCUGACGGAGAUCGGGAAGGAUCGGAAUGGGAAUGGGAGUGGUGAGACCAGUGUUUCUUUGAAUAUGGGCCAGGAUGGAGAUGUUGUUUCUUCCACUCUUGGGAAGACUUCUUCUAGUGGGUUUGCGAGGCAGGAUUCUUCGAUUUUCUCGCGAGAUGCGAGCUCCGCGUCGACGGUUCCGUCUUCUAUUACGCACAGCUCGUCGGAGAUGCCUGAGCAGGGUUCUGCUGAGUUGGAUGGUUCGGCAGACCCGUCUGUGCUGGAGAAUUUGCCAAGCUCGGAGCGCAUUGCUGCUAUCUUCUCCCGAGCUAGUGAAUUGCUGAAGGAUUCAUUGGACUUGGAUGGUGUUGUUUUCCUCGACGCAUAUCGGAAUGAUCCGCAAUUGUUUCAAAUGCCUGCACAGACCGAUAGUUGGGCUGACCUGCCGGGUAUCAACUCUGACGGCGGGUCUCCUAUUACCCCACGCCCUCAAAGCCUUCUUAUGUCUGAUGGAGUAUUGCCAGAACGAUUUUGUGGCUUCUUGGGCCACGCUUUCAACUCCAAGAAUGACAAUCAAGACCCGAGAAUGCAAGCUGCAGUAUCGGAAGAAUUGCUUCAUUUGUUGAUCACGCACUUCCCCCAGGGUCACGUCUUCACCAUGAACAGUACCACAGAUGAUGACACCGAUCCUUCCGCGUAUGAUAGUUUCAGUUCCUCCCCUUCUGAAGAAGACAUCUUGCGACAUAUCUCCUAUCGCCUCGCUCGUCGACUGCCACGAGCCAAAUCUGUCCUAUUUUAUCCAUUAUGGGAUUGGAACAAGUCGCGCUGGCUGGCUGGCGCGUUAGUGUGGGCUGAUCGUGACCAGCGUCCCUUGGGAAUGGAAGACCUGCACUACUUCCAAGUAUUUGGUGACUCGUUGAUCUCUGAGGUUUCUCGUAUUCAUUGGACAGCCAGCGAGAAUUCGAAAUUCGACUUCCUUUCUUCCGUCAGCCAUGAGCUUCGUUCUCCGCUUCAUGGAAUCUUGGCCAGUGCUGAGUUGCUACAGGAUAUCUCGGUCGAACCAGCGCAUCGGGAUUUGGUGAAGAUGAUUGCUACUUCUGGGCAGACUUUGCUGGACACCAUGAACCAUUUGUUGGACUUUUGUAAAAUCAACAAUCUGAAGUCAACACCCAAGACCACAAAAAGGACCAGAAACAGGCGAAGACGAGCAAAAGACGAAGGAACUACCUUAGUUUCUGAAUUCAGUCUUGCCAAGUUGGUCGAAGACGUCGCUGUUAUACUACACACCGGCCGAGAAUCCCCCGGAAGUCUUUCACUUAUGGCAGAUGAGGAAACAUCCAUUCAUCAACGUCCCAAAACCGAAGAUGAAUUAUCAACCAUCAUCCGCAUCGAACAUGGAAACAAGUGGAUCAUCCGCUCAGUCGCCGGCGCCUGGAGAAGAAUCGUGAUGAAUCUUCUCGGCAAUGCAAUGAAGUGGACGGAGGCCGGAAUGAUCGAGAUGUCACUAUCAACUGCCACAGACCAAACAAAACCGUCCACAUCGCUUGCCCAUCUCCGCGUCGCAGAUACAGGUCGUGGUAUUGCUUCGGAAUUCCUCAAGCACUCUGCCUUUUCGCCAUUUACCCAGGAAGAUGUUCUCUCCGAAGGUGUAGGACUUGGCCUCAGUGUUGUUCACCAACUCGUCAAGUCAUUGGGUGGUUAUAUCAACAUGACGAGUGAACUUGGUGUUGGAACUCAAGUCGAUGUUUACAUCCCUGUGCAACAUUUGGUUGAUCACAUUCCACCCAAAAUGCCUGAUAGUCCUUCGCGAGAGGCAACAGCAAGCCCGAAGAAAGUGAUCAAGGCUUGCCUUGUUGGAUUCAAUGCUUAUCCUGAUUUGACUGAGACGCCUACUGGUAUCUUGAGCUCUGAUGCGAAACGGAAACUUGCUCUCCAGAGCAGCAUUGCAGGCGUGCUCAUGGCACAGCUGGGCUGGCGGAUCUCGCUGGCUGAGUCUCCUGAGAAAGGUGAUGGCGAUGUUGCUGUUAUUGAGGAGGCGGCAUUUAGAGCUUUGUCUUAUGAACACGUAUUGUCCGCUCAGCAUCCGUUCCGGUUCUUCAUUGUCUUGGCCAGUAUCGCAUCCUCGCCAAGCAGUCAACUUCCCUCCAAUGUGAUCCGGGUCCCACAACCAUUCGGACCGCAAAACAUAUGCAAAGCAGCUGAAAGAAUUAUGAAGCUCUACGACGAACAACCUCAAAUCAAGCCAGCCGCCGAAACAGAACAAGUUCCCACCCCUUCCAUAUCACAACAAGUCGUGGCCAACUUGGUGAAUGGAUCAAUGACCAUCUCACGACAACCCUCUGCUCCCUUGGUAACACAAAGCGAACUCCCCAUUUCCCCUUCAAUUCCUCCAAAAAAUUCAAUUCUGGACGUGCAUGUCCUUAUAGUCGAUGACAAUGAGAUCAAUCUCAAGAUCCUAGCAACAUUCAUGCGCAAACUAGGCUGCAGCUAUGACACAGCCUCAAACGGCCUAAUCGCGUACGAAAAAGUCGAGACUUCACCCCGGAGAUACGACUUCAUCUUAAUGGGUGAGUGUUCCAUUGCUACCGUGUCCCUCUGUGGUAACAAAACUUACAAUAUUUCCCCCUCGCCAGAUCUAUCAAUGCCAGUCAUGGACGGCUUAGUCUCAACUAGCAAAAUCCGCCACCACGAAAAAGAAAACAAUCUCAAUCCAUCGUGCAUCUUCGCAGUCACAGGCGUCGCUUCUGAUACCAUGCAGCAAGCGGCUGUCACAGCUGGUGUCGAUGAUUAUUUGGUUAAACCGCUUUCGUUGAAGAAACUCAGUGGGCUGAUGGGUCUUUCUUGA
Messenger RNA from Penicillium nucicola, 3708 nucleotides. RefSeq names its product hybrid sensor histidine kinase/response regulator. The transcript has 5 exons. The record is from RefSeq and is a predicted model, not a curated record. Gene Ontology annotation, molecular function: histidine phosphotransfer kinase activity; phosphorelay sensor kinase activity. Gene Ontology annotation, biological process: phosphorelay signal transduction system; protein autophosphorylation. Lineage: Eukaryota; Fungi; Ascomycota; Eurotiomycetes; Eurotiales; Aspergillaceae. Bases 1 to 3708 code for a protein of 1235 amino acids.